Molecule: messenger RNA, 1336 nt
Organism: Equus quagga
Lineage: Eukaryota; Metazoa; Chordata; Mammalia; Perissodactyla; Equidae
Gene: SPSB2
Product: splA/ryanodine receptor domain and SOCS box containing 2
Exons: 3
Coding region: 187-1080 (297 amino acids)
Biological process (GO): protein ubiquitination; intracellular signal transduction; proteasome-mediated ubiquitin-dependent protein catabolic process
Cellular component (GO): SCF ubiquitin ligase complex
Molecular function (GO): protein binding
Source: RefSeq, a predicted model, not a curated record
GCUGGAGGCGGAAGCGGCCGGCGGUCAGCGCCGCGGGCCUCGGCUGCUUUCUGCUGGGCUCCUCCCGGCCUGGGGAGCCAAGCGAGGUUCGGCGACGGUGAAGGGGCCACGGUGCGGGCAAGGUUGACAGCCCUCGGAGAAGCCCAAAGGGGGCGAACUCGCGAGAGUCUCGGGAGACCGGGACAGAUGGGUGAGGACAAGGUCAAUCCCGAACGGGAGCUCAACUUUCAGAAGAGAGACGCCCCGGCAAGACUCUUUCGGGGAGUCCUCCGGCUCUUCACCUCCAUGGGCCAGACGGCUCUGGUAGGGGGCGGCAGCAGCAGCACCCCCACCUCACAGGCCCUGUACCCUGACCUCUCUUGUCCGGAGGGCUUGGAGGAGCUGCUAUCUGCUCCCCCUCCUGACCUGGGGGCCCAACGGCGCCACGGCUGGAACCCCAAGGACUGCUCAGAGAACAUCGAGGUCAAGGAAGGGGGGUUGUGCUUUGAGCGGCGGCCCGUGGCCCAGAGCACUGAUGGGGCCCGGGGUAAGAGGGGCUAUUCGAGGGGCCUGCAUGCCUGGGAGAUCAGCUGGCCGCGGGAGCAGAGGGGCACCCACGCCGUGGUGGGCGUGGCCACGGCCCUCGCCCCGCUGCAGGCCGACCACUAUGCGGCGCUGCUGGGCAGCAACAGCGAGUCCUGGGGCUGGGACAUUGGGCGAGGGAAGCUGUACCAUCAGAGCAAGGGGCCUGGGGCCCCCCAGUAUCCAGCCGGACCUCAGGGUGAGCAGCUGGAGGUGCCAGAGAGGCUGCUCGUGGUUCUGGACAUGGAGGAGGGGACUCUGGGCUACGCUAUUGGGGGCACCUACCUAGGACCAGCCUUCCGCGGACUGAAGGGCAGGACACUCUAUCCGGCAGUAAGCGCCGUCUGGGGCCAGUGCCAGGUCCGCAUCAGCUACCUGGGCGAAAGGAGAGCGGAGCCACACUCCCUCCUGCAUCUGAGCCGCCUGUGUGUGCGCCACGCUCUGGGGGAUACCCGGCUUGGCCAGGUAUCUGCUCUGCCCUUGCCCCCUGCCAUGAAACGCUACCUGCUCUACCAGUGACCCGUGAUACCAGACUGUGCUGGGGCCUUGACACCCACCUCCCCUGGAGGGGCUGGGAGGAGGCACUGCUGGCCUAGACCAGCUACUUCAAGCCAGUGAGGCUGGGGAAGUGAGGCUGGGCCUCUUCCCCAACCCACGCUCUGGGGAGCUCAGCAGCCCCAGAGCCACUCAGAGGGGUGGAAGGGAGGAUCUGCUAUUCACAGCUGUGGCAGCCUGGUACGAAAGACAUUUUUUCAAGUAAAAAUACUAAGAGAUA